Molecule: messenger RNA, 6755 nt
Organism: Macrobrachium nipponense
Lineage: Eukaryota; Metazoa; Arthropoda; Malacostraca; Decapoda; Palaemonidae
Product: probable sodium/potassium/calcium exchanger CG1090
Exons: 12
Coding region: 249-2120 (623 amino acids)
Biological process (GO): intracellular calcium ion homeostasis; calcium ion transmembrane transport
Cellular component (GO): plasma membrane
Molecular function (GO): calcium, potassium:sodium antiporter activity; calcium channel activity
Source: RefSeq, a predicted model, not a curated record
GGUUAUCCAGGGACUGAGAAGAUGAGUCGUUUCCACUCCGUCCAGCGCUGCGUGCAUCUUCGGAGGCCGGGCGCGAUCCCCCUCCAGGGAAGCAGAGCAUGAAUUUCAAUAACCCUCCUCCCGAAGGGGCCCGACGGUUCACGCACAAAGCGCUAAAACCGCCUCGAUAAACGAUCCUGCGGUAGCGUCUGGUGGCGAUCCAGGUUCGUUUUGCUUCGUCACCAUAGAGUAGACGAGUGUUUGUACGCAUGCGCCGUGCCAUGGGCCAGGUGAUCGAUCGAGCGACCGAGUCAGUAUGCGUGUGGUCGGUGAGAGAAGUGCUGGUCCGCGGCUCCAAUCCCGAAGAGAGUUGUGCGACCUCGCGUGCUCCUUCUUCUCGUGCUCACCUGGAUCAAAGCGCCCCGCCCCCCCUCCACCUUCAACACACGUAUCCACCCACCAACAACAGAAUGGGGCUGGCGGCCAAACUGGGCAUUAGAAGUCGAAGGUCAAGGUUACGGCAGCUUCUCUUCGCCGUGUUCACCUACAUGGCACUCGUCACCCUCAUUUCCAGAGGUCACACGCAACUCCAGGGACCGAAGUCAGAUGAAUCCCCUUCCGAGGAGAAGGUCUCUCGGGAGACGGUCGUGUCCCGCCGCCUUCUGGCUUCGAGCUCCUCAGACUUCCCGAGAGACAACUGCACCCCUCCGGCCAUCGAGCAGUUUCCCCACCCCCUCAUGGGUCCCGAGACCCGCAAGAGCGGGGGACUCAUCGUCCACAUCAUCGUCACCACGUACAUGUUCCUCGCGAUCGCCAUCGUCUGCGACGAGUACUUCGUGCCGUCUCUCGAGAUGAUUUGCGACUAUUUAAACCUUCGAGAGGACGUGGCGGGAGCGACAUUCAUGGCUGCCGGUUCAUCUGCUCCGGAACUGGCCACUUCCGUCAUAGCCGUCUUUGUGGCUAAGGACGACAUAGGCAUAAGCGGGGUGAUAGGCUCAGCCGUCUUCAACAUCAUGUUCGUGAUCUCCGUCUGCGCGCUCUUCGCUGGUCAGGUUAUCAGCCUCAACUGGUGGCCGCUGAUCCGCGACUCCGCUUACUAUUGCAUUUCCAUAUGUGCGCUUCUCAUAACAAUAUCUAACGAGGAGGUGGCAUGGUACGAAUCCCUCUUCCUGCUCCUGCUGUAUGUCCUUUACAUCGUCAUGAUGUACUACAACAACCGGCUGGAGGCCUGGGCCAACACGCUGAACAUACCCUUCAAGAACGCCACCAGGGAAGAGAAGUCCUCUUUGUUCGGGACGAAGCCAGUCCCACCCGUAGGAGACGGAGUCAAGGGCGAGGGCAGUCUACCGGAUUCCGAGAACCCGACUAUGGACGGCCAAGAUGACAUGCCACUACUCAGAAGUUACGGAAGUAUUGGUGGAGAUGGCAUCGCUAAGCAACCAGAGCCAGUGGAGGUCGAGGCUGCCACAACGAAGUCGAUGGUACCUGAAAUGAAGGACGAAAACGAAUCUCCCUGGACGAUGCCCAUCGGGGUAUGCGAGCGGAUAAAGUGGGUUAUAACGCUCCCCCUUGUGGCAUUCCACCACUUCACGACUCCCGACUGUCGCACGGAACGGUUCCGACGGUGGUUCCUGCUGACCUUCAUCCUCAGUAUGAUAUGGAUCGCCCUCUACUCCUACAUCAUGGUCUGGAUGAUCACUAUAAUAGGUUUCACGCUCGGGAUCCCAGACACAGUCAUGGGUCUCACACUAAUCGCUGUUGGAGUGUCUGUUCCUGAUGCCCUAUCAUCUUUAUGCGUUGCUAAGCAAGGUUUUGGAGACAUGGCUGUCAGCAACGCCAUCGGGAGCAACGUCUUCGACAUCUUGUUGUGUUUAGGGCUCCCGUGGUUCCUGAAGACAGCUGUAGUUUACCCGGGCACCACCGUGCCUGUGGAGAGCAGAGGCCUUACCUAUUCCACAGUGUCUCUGUUUGCCACCGUCGUGUUUCUGAUAGGCUCGACGCACCUGAACGGAUGGAAGCUGGACAAGAAACUAGGCGUUGUGCUAAUGGUUUGGUACUUAAUCUUUAUGCUCUUUGCUAGUCUCUACGAACUCAAUGUCUUUGGUUACUUCAACCCUCCUGAAUGUCCAAGCAACUACUAGAUGGCGUUGCUGUAGAUGCUGCUGCCGCCGUGAGCCAAGUACGAGACGGGUGUGAGUGGGAGAGAGUGGGAUUGUUGUAUUUCACAGGCAGAGGAGAUAGGUGUCUCUUUAGAGAGGAUAAUCAAAAUAUCUCUGGGCUGCUUCAUUUAGUUGAUCUCACGGGCAUGGGUGGGGCAGCCUUUGUUGCAUAAUACGGCCCUGUAGCGAGUGAUGAGCUUUGACUGCUGGCCAAUAAAUAUUUUUGACGAGUCAAACCCUUAUUUCCUAACAGGAUUCGAAUUCAGAACGUGACGUAGAUAUUGCAGCGACGUAGUUUGUUAUGACUCAUUAUAAUAACAAGAGCAUCUGCAGGAUAACAUUGAUCAAAAGAUAUCAUUUCUUUGCUAGAGGUUAUUAUAGUCUUAGAACCUGCAAAGACGCGUUCUGUUUGAAAGGUCUGUGUCUUCACGGAGAAAAGUCAGCGGCCCCUCGCAGUGAUGCUUGGAGGUCACGAGACCAAACUGCUUCUAAGCCAUAGGCUCACUCGGGAGAAGAUCAAAUGCUUCGAGUUUGCGCUGCGCAGCAUAAACAAAAUCCUGUCGCGAAACAGACGUAGCCUGCCAAAUGAAACGUGUCUUCAGUGCAAGAUUCUAAAAAAAUAAAAAUAAAAAAAAAGGAGUUGCAGGGGAUUGUUAUGUUUGCCUUUACACAUUGACAUUGACUUUACUUUUGAUAUACAGUGUAAGCAAUAGAUUUUUCUAACGUUAGUACGUAUGCCUCAAGCGUAGGAGAUUUGUAUAUCAUAUAUGUUACACGCGCAUGAGUCCACACGCACGUGUAGGUAUAUCAUAUAUGCAUAAUUAUAUUCUAUAAAAAGGCUCUUUGCGCGCAUGGAAUUUGGAAAGAUGGAGCGUCUGUUACUUCACCUAGCGUCUUUACGGGAGAGUUUUAACGCACGGGAUUGAUUCCGUGGUUACGAGAUACCUGAAACAGCGGUUGUUCUGGCCAGACUGCGUUCCCAAAUGGAUGAUCGAUAUACGAAGAAAACGGCGUUACCUCGUCUGAGAUUUUAACCCUUUGAAAGUUCACCCGUUAUAGAUAUAAUAAGUGCCAACCGAAACCGCACCUGAGUCGAUGUUCAGAAGUACCUGAGGUUAAAAUGAAUCCCUGUUUUUUCGCUAGCGUCGAUUUUUCCCAAGUGAUGUCAAGAGCAUCCGGUUUGGUUGUCGUAUAGUUCGUACCAGACAGAAAUCUAAAGUCGGGAAAAAAAAGGUACGAGGAUGAUGAUGAUGUCUUUAAAUGCUGUAGAGAUGAUAUAAACUUAAGAGUGGACGUUUCGAAGUUUAUAAGUUUAGGAAGAAGUCAUGAUUCUACACGGAUGAGAAACGAUGUUACGAUAUUCCUCUGAGAACUGUAUGGUGCUUAAAGAGCAGUAAACCCCACAUUCCACACUCCCCUUCCCCCCUUUUAGAAGACAAAACAAAGAAUUUCCUCCGUCUUCCUUAAAGUAAGUUUUAGGAAUCAAAGGCUUUAAAAACAAUUCCGUGAGAUACUUUGUAAGUGCGUCACUGACCAUGUAUACUAUUUUUUUUUUUUUUUCGGAUUGAGGCGAUUUCUUCUGAAACACCAGCACUGAUCUGCCUAAGGAAAGUAUGUGACGAUGAACAAACUGAGAAAACUUGUCAACAAUACUGAAAAAAAAAAUUUAAACUAACUUUUGAUGAUCUUGGUUUGGGGAUAAACGCAACAUCAUUGAUCAAUUGUUCUGUCACGAUCAAUGCAUAAUGGAUCGUUGAUGACUAUUUUUGUAACGCAACGCCAAAAGCAAAUUUGCACAAUAAGGUUUUUUUUAUAGAAAUGUUGAUCAAGAACAUUUUUUUUUAAAAGGUCACUAGGGACUCCUUGUUGAACUCACUCGCCUUCAACCUUUCAUCAUUGUUAUGUGUAUACAAUGUAUACAUAAUGUAGUGAGAGAUGAUUAAAAAAAAAGAAUGUCUCCCAUUACCUUUUCCAUUGACUUUUGAGAGUAUGUCGGUGAAUUUACUCUGAUAAUAUAACUAAGUGAUGAUCCCUAAGUCUUGAGGCCACACUUCUGGGUGAGUGUCUGUCUGGAAGCGAAUAUUUAAAAGUGUAUAAUGAGAAACAUGUGCCAUAUUUUCCAGUGCCACCUCUAAAAACUAUAAAAAAAAAAAUUGUAAAAAAAAUAAUGAUGUUUCUUAUUCUCUGUAUUGGUGUUGUUCCCCAUUAGGUAGAGGCUAUACUUUCUGUACACUUACGAUAACCUCGGUCUUUUCAGUGCAUUAGCGAUUUGGAUGUUAUUGUGAACAUAUUGUGAACAUUGUGCAUGUCCCUUGAGCCCUCCGAAGUACGUACUCCAGUCCGCCAUGACUUACAAAAACGCGCUAUCGCAGACCAGGUUCUUUGAAACUCUCUAGGACAAAGCUGUGUCAAUUAUAGUAGGGUCAGACACGACGACGUCAUCACGAUGAAAUGUCUCGAGAUUUCGUAUGAUCGUCAUUAGCUUGUACUUCAUGGCGUGCUAUGUUUGUUAAUCUUCUACGAGAUUCUAAAUCAUGUUACGUAUCUUAUAAGGUGACGACAAUGUACGACGGUGUCCAGUGAUUCUGAAAGAAAAAAUUGUAAUAAAGUGUCAGACUUCUUGUCGUAAACAGCGUCGUGCCACGAGAUGACUGAUUUUGAUGGGAGUACGUUUCCAGUACAUACACGAAUACAUACAUACAUAUAAAUGUCAACUGCGCGCGCACAAAUCUCUCUGAACGACCGCACAUCACUUGUGACCUCGUACCCCAGUACUAGUACGUCCUAUUGGUCUCCAGAACUGCCUUUGCUGAGGUAUCCUUAUUUCUCACGAACUCGAAGACGUAUUAAUUCUUGCUUCUUUUUUUAUGGAUUCCUUCGUCCAUCAUUCUAACCCUCAUUCGAGUUAUAUACAUUUGCAUAACAUUCAUUCAAUGGAUAUGAGUUAGGGACAUAUAACAAAUAAAUGUUCACUGACUCAAGAACCUCACCGUCACAGAUAAUCUUCACUCUAGAACGCAGGCACUUGUGAAAGAAAAACAAAACAAAAAAUAAACCCUUCACCCAAAUCACAUUUCGUAGUGUUAAACCAUUGAUAAUGACGAUUAUUGAAUUGAAAACCUUAAAAAAAGCAGACAGGAAACCAAUUCAUGGUAUGUUAAAUCAAAGGGAACGCUCAUGACAAGGGGCUAAGAAGCGUUGAGAUAACUAAAAAUUCGGGACAUCUUCCUCUCUUUCUCAUCAGUCAGGGUCAUGGUGAGAAACGCCUCUUUGUAGCUGUUUUUCAUACGACCCAUUGUUGAAGAGUUGUUGUUAUAAAAAAAACUAACCAGAUCGACGUUUUAGAAAAUAGAAUUCCGAUUAAUAAAAGUUAGUGUUAGCAAUAGCCGAGUUAGCUUUACAAUUAAGGAGAUCACGAAAGACUCUCAGAUUCAAUUUAUCCGACUUAGAAAUAACCUCUUCUCUUAGGAAUAUACUUCCCCUCGUCCCAAGUCGUAAUUAGCCACAGAUUGUCGUUCUCCGGACGUGAAUAACCGAGAAGACAAUUUGAGGAAAAUCAAAACUGAUUUAUCAAAUAAGAGUAGCAUCCAAAGAGUCGUUUUUAGAUAGAGGAAAAAAACCUUACAAUAUAAUAUUUCAAACAAGACAUAGGGGCACUAAAUGCAGCCUUGAAGUCUGUCUUCCACAUGAAAUAUUGGUUGGCCUUCUCAAGGGCUUCCGCUGGGAAGAAAUCCAGAAGAUUUUCUGGGGAAGAGAAUCGCAUAUAUAUAUAUAUAUACACACACCAUAGUAUAUCCGCAUAUGUGUGUAUGUAUUUGUUCGUAUGUUUGCCUACACAGUCGGAAUUUAUAGACAAAUAGAUGAAAGUUGUUUGUUUUGCAAACGAUGCGGUAUUUUGAUGUCGUUAUAUAUUGUGAAGGAUUGUAUACUAGAAUUGCAUACUACAAAUUCAUGCCUUCCCUUAACUAGGGACAAGUAGGGGAUACGGUGACAGAAAAAGCCUCAUUAAUUAAUGUGAGCGUUUCUGUGAAUACCGGAGAAUACAGUAAAACAAUGUAAAACUAUUAUUCACUGUUUCAUUUAUGUUGUAAUGUACUAUUUGUGUCUGCCUAAUGUAUGCUAUGUAUUGUUUUUCCGUAUUCUGUUCAUCAAACUGAAUCGUCAACACGGGGAUUCAAUUCUUAAAAUGAUCAAGAAUUAAAUUUCAAAUUUUUACAGAAGUUCGGGAAACUGUUGUGUAUAGGUCCGUUUGUUAGAUAUCCUUUUUUUAAUUAAAAAAAAUGUCUUGUUCGCUUUCAGCUCUCACUGAUCUGAGCUCAUUUUAAGUGUUGUGAAAGACAACAAUUGACGUAUUACAGAAAUCGAAUAUUUUGUUGUCGCAAGAAGGACUAAGCUAGUCAGUCAAACAUUCUUCAAGCAGGUACCUGCGAAUUCCUCAAUAUACAGUUGUUCAUUUAGCCUUCACGUCUCAGUCAAGUCACCCAGAGGGAGCAUAAUACACAUUGCAAAAGCUGAUUCAUAACCCUCACCUACUGACUUCUAUAGUAGAUUCACAUCAACCGUGCGUUUGAUGUCUAGGCCCGUUCCUUACGACGCUCCUGAUUGGCUGUUGAUAAG